AGUCGAUUCAGUUUACUGCAGAAGAGCGAGAUGUCAUCGUUCAGAGGAAAGAGGAAGGACGAGGAUUACGCAUCGGACGAUAACGCGGAAGCCCACGCUCCGCGAAAGAAGAUUUCAAAGGCUCAGUCAUCCGAUGACUCCGAUGACGUCGUUGUUUGUGAGAUAUCGAAGAAUAGGAGAGUGUCGGUGAGGAACUGGCAAGGGAAAGUGUGGGUCGAUAUCCGCGAGUUCUACAUCAAAGAUGGCAAGCAAUAUCCUGGCAAGAAAGCCAGCAACUAUGGAAUAGUUAACUUGGCCAAGGAGUAUUUCUGAAUGUGCAAAACAAAUUUGGAUUCAGAGCUGCUAUUCGUAAUCAAUUUAAUGUCAUAUUGGGGUAGUUGAAGGCAUUUUGAACAUGAAGUGGCUCACUGGUACUUGGCAAAGAGGAAUUGUAUGAUACUUACCAAAUUGGCAAUACUAUUUAAAAUACCUUAUGUUGGGGCCAUAUGUUAUUUUUUAUUGUUUGGUAAAGUUGGGUAAGGUCAAAUUACAUUUUCUAGUUGAGAAAUUUUCCGAAGCGCUAAGUACAUUGAUGAUAAACCUAGUACACACUCCAUCAAUGCAAGUGGGUUGAAGCGUUAAUAUCUUGUUGCAGCUUAUAUAUUUUUCUCACUUGAAUUGUUACUGUGGGUUCAAGUCUUUUCUAAAUUGGAUGGUGAUAAAUGGUUAAUUGUUCCUGUGUUAAGCCUUUUGCUGAAGAAUGCUGUGUGUGCUGCAGAAGGCAGCAUAUUCCUAUUGCGAAAAGAGCAUGCACUUUGCAUUUGAGCAAAAUAUAUAUGCUUACUUUAGAUGCAUGCCUUUUAGUGUACCUUUUCUAAAUUGUAUGGUGAUAAAUGGUUAAUUGUUCCUGUGUUAAAGCCUUUCACUGAUAAAGACUUCAUGAAAGACAGACUUGGCAAGUUAUUGAAUUAUAUUGGAAUGCUCACACUUUCAUGGAGACCGCACUAGUUUAUUGAUAAAAUGAAGGCUGAUUCAGUCUUUUGAAAAAUGAAAUGUUGCUUUCCCUUACCUUGUCUUCUUUUAAUGGUUGUCGUUCCAUGAUUUAAUGAUUCGCAAAUAAGGCACACUAUCUGGCAAGUACGUGGUCUGUUUGGUAUAUUUGUUAUUUGCAGUAGCAAGGUAGAGUUGAGUUUCUAAUGUCUAUAACAU
Molecule: messenger RNA, 1188 nt
Organism: Tripterygium wilfordii
Lineage: Eukaryota; Viridiplantae; Streptophyta; Magnoliopsida; Celastrales; Celastraceae
Product: RNA polymerase II transcriptional coactivator KIWI
Exons: 3
Coding region: 31-312 (93 amino acids)
Biological process (GO): positive regulation of transcription initiation by RNA polymerase II
Cellular component (GO): nucleus; transcription regulator complex
Molecular function (GO): DNA binding; transcription coactivator activity
Source: RefSeq, a predicted model, not a curated record